Molecule: messenger RNA, 5068 nt
Organism: Mytilus californianus (California mussel)
Lineage: Eukaryota; Metazoa; Mollusca; Bivalvia; Mytilida; Mytilidae
Product: pyruvate kinase PKM-like
Exons: 12
Coding region: 1975-3693 (572 amino acids)
Biological process (GO): glycolytic process
Cellular component (GO): cytoplasm
Molecular function (GO): magnesium ion binding; pyruvate kinase activity; potassium ion binding
Source: RefSeq, a predicted model, not a curated record
CCAAAUUUUAUCAAGAGAAAAGUAGUCCAUCUACUGUAUCACUAGCCAGUCAACACUGAGGUUGGGAGUUCAAAUCCCGCACAGGGCAGGUGCACUCGAUCUUAAUUGACCAGGAUUGUCAGUUUUCCUACCAAAGGUCGGUAGUUCCCAGGGCACUCCGGCUUCCUCCAUAAAUAAAAACUGAUCGCCAUGAAAUAGUACACAAUAGUGUUGAAAGUGGUGUUAAAACAUCAAUCAAUCAAUCAAUCAAUUUUAUCUAUGCAGAUUUUCAAGAAAUUGCAAUAAUCAAUCUUGCAUUUUUGUCCAUUCUUCAAAAAUCGCAAUAAUAAAUGAACGCAAUAAUUCCUGAAUUUACAGUAACUUGAGUAAGACACCAAGCUUCAACAGGUUAUUUUUAAUACCAUGUGACUUUGGAAGUUCUAAUUCUUCAUUGCUGAAAACUUGUAUCUUUAAAAAUGUAUCAUAUCAUGCACAUAUAUAUGAAAGUUAUGUAAGAUUUUUCUAAGCAACUACAAGUUGUACAGUUUUUAUAUACAGGGUAUAAUUACUGAGCAAUAAAUAGGUUUUAGUUGUUUUUCUUGACUGCCAUUUUGGAGGGGUAAAUGGUUGAAUUUUAUAUUUGAUCAACCAAUUGAAACAUGCUGUACGAUCAAAUCUGAUAAAAGAUACUUACUAGAUUGUAGUGAUGAAUCGAGAUAGAUUAAAAGAAAUUAGAAUUAUUCAGAAAACAACUUUUUCUUUAACAUGUUUAGUCUAGUGGUCAGUUUAAUAAGUGGUUUUGGUUGUUUUGAUAAGGAAUUUGUGCAUAUGGACCUCCAACAUGUCAACAAAAGGGAAGUAACUCUUGCUCAAAUUGUGUCAUUGGAAACCUAUCUGUAGCUCACAUUACAUCUUGUUUACUAUCUUGAGAAUCUGCUGAAGUCUGUUACUCCAUCAUGAGUCGAAUGAAAGUUUAGGUAAAAAUAACUGAGCAUAAUGCAUUCCCCCAAUUCAAAAUAUUUGACCGUAAACUGACCUUGACUUUAUUGUAAUAGUCUAUUUAAAAGUUAUCUUUGUUUAUAAUUUAUCUACUAAAUCUUAAUUGAAAUACUUAAAUGAGUUGAUGGAUCAAAUUUCAUGCUAAAAAUAGCUGUGUGUUUUAUUUAUGACCUUUAAUAAAAACAGGAUAUAGUUGGUCAAUCGAGGUGCGAAGGUAACACAGCUAUUUAUUUUUAAGUUAUAUUAAUGGUUCAUAGAUAAAGCAACAAGUUAAACCAGCAUGAUUUCUAAAAAAUUUAAAAGAUGAUACAUACUAAGAUGUAUAGUGAUUCAGUGUAACCUCUUUUGAGAGUCCUCUUUUCUGAGAUCUAUAGUAAUUCAGUGUAACCUCUUUUGAGAGUCCUCUUUCCUUAGAAACUUUAGCUUACUUAAAACUAAAUAGCACAUAAACCUACAAAAUUAAUAUGGAAUAAACAUCGUUUUUGAAAAACCUCUUCUUUUUGGUUUUUAUUUAUAAUCCUGGAACAGAUUCACAGCAAAAUUUUGCAAUUGAUUGGUGUUUCAAUCUAGCUUUGCAUAUUUCAAUGUGAGGAAAAAGAUAUGUUUCUAUUCUGGAUUUAACAACCUUUGAAGUGGGAGAAUCUUCUAAUACAUAGUUCUGCAUUCAUAAUAUAUUUGAGUCAUUGUCCUAAUGUUAAGAAAUACUAGAAUGCCUCAACAAUACCUUCUCUUCUAGUCUUGAUUAUCAUGAUUAUAUGAAUGACAAUAGUAUAACAUGUACGUAUUAUCUAAACAUUUUUAAAAUUCUUUAUCUAAAAUAUUUCAUGUUUGCGUUUAUUGACAGUUACUGUUACUGACUUCUAUUUUGAUAUUCUUGUGCUAAUUUAGACUCUAAAUGCAGUUCAUGUUUAUAAACAUGCUAUCCUAUAACUAUUAUGGUACAAUUAUUCUCGUUUGAAUUGGCAGUGAAUUACUUCUAAGUUUGAUUUGGACACUAUGGAACAGGAAGGGGCCUAUUAUAGGCAGUCACAGCAGCUACAGGCAGCCUAUGCUAGAUCACACUUAGAGCACAUGUGUAAGCUGGACAUUGACUCUGAGCCACAUGAGGUCAGAAUGAGUGGCAUCAUUUGUACCAUAGGUCCAGCUUGUGUAGCAGUUCCCACUCUACAGAAGAUGAUGAUCGAGGGAAUGAAUAUAGCUCGUCUCAACUUUUCACAUGGAACAUAUGAGUAUCAUGGUCAGACAAUUAAGAACAUCAGAGAGGCUGUUAGUAAGUUCAGUCAUCCCAGACCAGUAGCCAUCGCCCUGGAUACCAAAGGUCCAGAAAUCAGAACAGGAUUACUAAAAGGGGGAGCCAGUGCUGAGGUUUCCUUGAAGACAGGGAACCAGAUUAAAUUGACAACAGAUGAAAAGUAUUAUGAAGAAUGUAGCGUAGAUCUUCUGUAUGUUGAUUACAAAAAUAUAACCAAAGUUAUGGAGGUCGGAGGUCGGAUCUUCAUAGAUGAUGGUCUUAUAUCUGUUGUGGUUAAAGAGAAAGGUGCUGACUGGUUGCUGUGUGAUAUAGAGAAUGGUGGUGACCUUGGCAGUAAAAAAGGGUGUAACUUACCAGGAACACCUGUUGAUUUACCUGCUGUUUCAGAAAAAGACAAAAAGGAUCUUCAGUUUGGUGUGGACCAGGGGGUAGACAUGGUGUUUGCUUCAUUUAUAAGAAGUGCAUCUCAUAUCAAAGAAAUCCGUGAUCUUCUGGGAGACAAGGGAAAACAUAUUAGGAUUAUCGCUAAAAUAGAAAACCAUGAAGGUGUGGCAAAAUUUGAUGAAAUUUUAGAGGCAGUAGAUGGUAUUAUGGUAGCCAGAGGAGAUUUGGGAAUUGAAAUUCCACCAGAAAAAGUUUUCUUAGCACAGAAAAUGAUGAUUGGGAGAUGUAAUAGGGCAGGAAAACCAGUUAUAUGUGCAACUCAGAUGUUAGAAAGUAUGGUUAAGAAACCUCGUCCGACCAGAGCAGAGACAAGUGAUGUAGCCAAUGCUGUCUUAGAUGGAGCUGAUUGUGUCAUGUUGUCAGGGGAGACAGCAAAGGGAGAUUAUCCAUUAGAAGCAGUCCAAAUAAUGCACAAGAUCUGUAGAGAAGCUGAAUCAGCAGUAUUUCACACCCAGUUGUUUGAAGAGUUGAGGAAACACACACCUACACCAACAGAACCUACACACACUGUUGCUAUAGCUGCUGUUGAAGCUUCAUUUAAAUGUAUGGCUGCUGCUAUCAUUGUCAUUACUACUUCUGGAAGAUCUGCUCACUUGAUCUCUGCCUACCGUCCACGUUGUCCUAUACUUGCUAUUACAAGAAAUGCACAGACAGCACGACAGGGUCAUCUUUGGAGAGGCAUAUUCCCAAUACAUUAUAACGAGUCUGUUAUGAGUGAAUGGACGGUAGAUGUGGAUCGUAGAAUCUAUAUGGGUAUCAACGUAGGAAUGCUCAGAGGGUUCAUCAAUCCAGGCAACUCAGUUGUCAUAGUAACAGGCUGGAAACCAGGCUCAGGAUCCACCAAUACAAUGAGAGUUAUUAAUGCCACGGAUACCAGACAGAAGGACAUGUUAGAUCCAAUCACAGGAGUAUCUAGUGUGCCAAGCUUCAAUAAGAUAGCAUCAGGGGACUCUGUGAAGAGUCUGACAAUUUCUGAAGGGAGCUCCAAGUCCAUUGAUGGAGAUGUAAAAUUUUUCUAAUGUUGUAUUCCAAGAACUGAAACUUGUUAAACGGCUACAUGGUUAUGUACAUGGACAUGUUAUUUAUUAACGAGUAGUUUUCUGCGACUGUUUUUUUUUUGCUGAUUUUUAAUGUAUGUUUGUAUUAAAGUCAAGUGACGGUUGGUUAUGUUGAUCAUACACUCCCACUACUAAAUUGUAAUAGCGUAAUACUUCUGUGACUCGUUAAUAUCUCAUGAUCAAGUUUAAUUGUGGAACAUUUGGAAAUGAUAUAAGUUUAAUUUCAAUUUUCUGCAGUAAUGGCUAAUUUUAUUGGUUUGCUUGUAAGAUCCAACUUUGCUGUUUGAUGCAUAUUUUUAGAGGAAUUUAAGGUUAUUAAGAUACUUCACUAGUGAAGAAACAAUCAUUAGUAUAAUUUGGAAGGUUUAUAGUAGUGUCAAUAUACAUGUAUUUAUAAAAUUUGUAAGCUUUAGCCUGCUCAAAUUAUUUUAUUAUUUUUUUAUAAUUAAAAAGGGGGAGGGCUAUAGCAUGCAGAUGUUUUAAAAACUUGAUAUGUGAUUUCUUUUCCAGUAAACAAAUUUUAAUUUGGUGGGCCUUGCUAAUUGAGAUAUUGCAUAAUAUUUAUUUGUAAUUUGAUAUAGAAUCUUGUGGUCAACAAAUUUUUGGCAUGGUUAUUUAAAAGUAUAGUAUAUACUUUUAAUUACCAUUUGUCUUGCUUUUUCUGUAGAAUUCAGGUCAAGAUGAUAUUAAUACUCAAUCACACAAGAGUUACUGCCCCUAAGUAGUGAACAAUGUAAUUGUUUUUGUUAAGCAGCUAUUUUCAUGAAACUAUGAUUUUGAUUGUUGUUAUUAUAAGACUGAUUUCUUAAUUAGUUAUCGUUUUUCUUUUUUCUUUUUCUUUUAGAUGUUUUUUUUGCAACAGGCCUUUGUGCUCCUUUCAUUGGACAUUCCUUGUUUUAUAUUACCACAAGCAAACCUUAUUAAGAAUAUCACAUGAUUACUGAUUGCCCUGUACAAAGUGUAUUACUUUGUUUUGUAUAUUGUUAAGUGUGUCAGUAUAUGGAAACCCCCCCCCCCCCCCAAAAAAAAAUAAACAACCAAAAAAAACCUUUGAAUUACGGUAGGUCAAUUAAUUAUUAUAGAAUAGCCAGUUGAUUUCAUUUACAAAAGAAUAAUGUCUAAAUGGUUCAUGAUUUUUAUAGUUGUAAAACUUAAUUAAUUUAUAUUGUUGUUUGCAAACUUUUUGUUAAACUUAGUAAGGACUUAUAUGUAAGAACACUUUUAAAGUGGUGGUUUGUUUUUAUGGCUUAAAUCAUGCCUGAAAAUAGUGCUAUAAAUUAUCUCCACAUUUUUAUAUUAUAUGUUGUAUUAGAAAAUAAAGUGCUAUUUGUUAUUA